AUGGUAUUUGGGUUGGGCUGGAUACGUUCCAAGGUUGACAACUAUGUCCCGAUCAAGCCUAUCAAAUUCAGAUCUAAAAACGGUGACUCCCUGCUGACUCUUCCGGAUAUCAUCAAAUCCAAAGUGCCAGAGUUGGCUCAAGACUCGUCGUUCUACAUCAACCCGUUACUUUCUUCAGGCCACACACAAACGGCCUAUACUGCGCUCAACAAGUUUGAACAUGUUGACCAGAUCCAUUACAAGCGGGUCAUCCUAAAUGUUGAAAACAAGACAUAUAAUGUUGAUGGAGAUGACAUUCACUACGAUAGAUGGGAAGGCACGUCUACUAUAGCUUUGGACUAUGUUCAACCUCUGAGUUUAUUUCCCGAUGUGAACCAUGAGCAGUACAAACCGGCUCACCAGAUCCGCGAUUUACCACCUCGGACCGAGUACCUCGACCCGUCUAAGGAGCAAGAGCUCUUGGCUGACAACUCCAAGCCUCUCUUGAUUGCCUUACAUGGACUUUCUGGAGGUUCGUACGAGUCUUACAUACGUGCAAUUUUGGGAACUAUCUCCGAGGAACCAUACAAUUUCGAUGCCAUGGUUCUAAAUUCCCGUGGUUGUGCCAACCAUACGAUCACGUCUCCCCAGUUGUAUAACGGUAUCUGGACCAACGACUUGCGCUACCUCAUCAACGAGCAUAUAAAGCGCAAGUGGCCGAACAAGCGUAUUUUCCUCAUAGGGUUUUCCCUUGGAGGUGCCAUUCUCGCAAACUACUUGGGCCAGGAAGCUUCAACUGUUUACCACAAUAUCAAGGGCGCCACCAUCGUAGGAACCCCAUGGGAUUUCCCGGACAGUUCCAGACAUCUCCGUGACAGCAUUAUUGGCUAUAAUGUGUAUUCACCUACAAUGUGUCAGAGUUUAUUGAAAUUAUUGGAUGCUCAUGACGAAAACUUGAAGGAUGAUCCCAUCAUCUCGGACUUCAGGGAAAACCCAGACAAAUACUCUGUGACCAAGUUGAAGGAAUUUGACCACUACUUCACUUCCAGGAUGUUUGGUUUGAACACCGCUGAAGCUUACUACAGACACGCUUCACCAGUUCAGAGAUUGCACAAUGUGCGUGUGCCUGUAGUGAUUCUCAGCUCUAAGGAUGACCCAAUCACUGGAAACAGAACGUUACCUAUCAGUGAAGUCAGCAUGAACCCAUACACCACCUUAAUCACCACUACCACCGGGGGCCAUUUAGGCUGGUUCACUAUCAACGGUGGAAGAUGGUACCCUGGCCCAAUUUCCAAGUUGAUAAGCGAACUUGAUAACAACUGGGAAGUAGACCCAGAAAGCAUCGACGACAAGGAUCUUCCUUUCGAUGAGAGGAAGAGCUUCAAGCACGACAGACUCGUGUAUGGUAUGAUCUAG
This is a messenger RNA of Scheffersomyces stipitis CBS 6054, 1395 nucleotides long. RefSeq names its product putative carboxylic ester hydrolase. Gene Ontology annotation, molecular function: monoacylglycerol lipase activity; acetylesterase activity. Bases 1 to 1395 code for a protein of 464 amino acids. NCBI's taxonomy places the organism in Eukaryota, Fungi, Ascomycota, Pichiomycetes, Serinales, Debaryomycetaceae. The transcript has a single exon. The record is from RefSeq and is a predicted model, not a curated record. Gene Ontology annotation, biological process: medium-chain fatty acid catabolic process; medium-chain fatty acid biosynthetic process.